Messenger RNA from Pomacea canaliculata, 3476 nucleotides. RefSeq names its product kynurenine formamidase-like. The record is from RefSeq and is a predicted model, not a curated record. Lineage: Eukaryota; Metazoa; Mollusca; Gastropoda; Architaenioglossa; Ampullariidae. The coding region runs from base 844 to 1686 and encodes 280 amino acids. The transcript has 12 exons.
UGUCCCGCUUUCGCUCCCGAAACAUCUGGUCACCUUACGCAGUGUCUUUCAACCCGAACAGUCCUUCAUAUCUGACCAGUAAUUUUUAUGACAAAGAUUUUGUCUUUGUUAAAAGAUUAAAAUAUAGAAUGAGUUGUGCAUGUAAAAUAAAGUAGAUAACUAUAUUUCACAGUGACUGCCAGGAUUUUACUAUAAAGGAGAUCAUUCUAAACACACGUACACCCCUUCAAAGAAAAAAAAACCUAGGUGUGACCAUGCAGUGAAAGGUGAGAGCACGGACGCGUGUCGUGGCUACAAGUGGCACUGGGCAGCAGUCGUGUCAUCCCGUCCUCAGUGGCAACAAUUGUGAAAUGCUCCAUACCUAGUGUUUAGUGUCUUGACCUAAUUCUUAAUCUUGCCCAAACGGCAUGGCGGACUAAUCGGUUCACUGGAAGUCAUACAAGUGUGCUUUUUGUAAACAAAAUUAUCCUUUUAUUUGAAAGUGAGCCGUACGCUGUGCACUGGUCAUGUCGGACAUUCCGCAAAAGAUUCAAGGAGUGACUCCAAGUGAAAGAAGAAAACAAAAUCAAAGGAAAUUGCCACCUACUACACAGAGUACAUUUUGAGAUCAUACUUUGAAAGGAUACCUAAUGAUAGAAUCCAAAAAGACAGAUGGGGUUGAGCAAGUACAUCACAUGGCGUAGUUUUUAUCUCCUCUUCACUACAAAUUGCCACCAGCAUCUCCUGCUCCCCACUUUGAUCUGUGAAUGGAGGCAGGCUGUGGUCACGGGCUGUACCCCAGCUUGUUUAUAACUUUGAUCUGAACUGGAUUACCACUAUUCUCCUAGUAGGUGGUCACACCGCAUGGGGCCUGCUGAAGUGCUGCAUUCUCAUUUGAAAACUGUCACUGAUGCCAGUCGUGAGGCCCAGUGGUGUCUGGCUGUAGAGUCAGGGAUCAGCUAUGGGAAUUCUGAAAAGCAGAAGUUAGAUAUCUACACACAGAAGAACACAAGUGGUGCUAAAAAGGGAGUGCCAUUCUUUGUCUACAUCCAUGGUGGUUACUGGCAGGAGAAGGUAAUGUGCCGAGAAAACUCCAGCUUCAUGGCUGUCCCUCUAGUAUCAGAAGGUGCCACUGUUGUUGCUGUUGGCUACGAGCUGUGUCCUGAUGUGUCAAUGGACGAAAUAGUUAAGGAGGUGAAACAAGCCAUGUACUAUAUACUGAAACUGGCCAAAGAACAGGGCUGCAGUGGUAUUUACCUGUGUGGUCAUUCUGCUGGAGCCCACCUAGCAGCACUCAUGUUGAUGACGUCCUUCUCAGAAUAUGAUGCAUUUGACAGCGAUUUGAUUAAAGGGGCAAUUCUAGUCAGUGGAAUCUAUGAUCUUCGCCCCCUGGUCAAGACAUCAGUCAAUGAAGCACUUCAUCUAACAGAGGAGGACGCAUGGCUCUUCAGUCCGGUCCAUUUUAUGCAUGAUAUCAAACAGCACAGCAGUGACCGUGACAUUCUUAUUGCCGUGGGCGAGUAUGACCCACCUGAAUUUCGGCGGCAGAGUGGCGAAUUUCAAAAGAAUUUGCGAGAUCUAGGGAUUCGAACCAGGUACCUUGACAUUCCAGACACAGAUCACUUUAAUGUUAUAGAAAAGCUGCAGCAAAAGAGCUACAUUUUAACUAAGGAAUGCAUCAGAUUGAUGAAGCUGUCAGGUCAUUGAGUUCCCACCCACUUCCUUCUGUGUCUUUGUGAGACACAGGUACAGAUCCAGCAUUAAGGGUGCACACCCUGGAUAUUUUGUCUAAAGAAUUUAUUGAUGAUAGAGUGAAAUAUGCCAUAUUUUACUUCCAUCUAUAUGCACAUUGUGGUUUGUAAUUUUUCUGGGAUUUUUAGAGUGAAUGUACAGGUAUACAAUAAGGGUAUUUAUGUGGCAUGUAGAAUGUGCAUACUGUAAGGAUUGUGAUGUGUAUAUGUUACGGCCAAAGCCCGAAAUCGGCCAAAGUGGGAACUGGCCGGCCAAAUCGGGAAGUGGCCAAUAUUGCAUCACAUUGACCAGCCAAUGUCUGAUCUUUUCUAGGUUUUGGGAUUUGGCCAGCCAGUUUGCGAAAUGAAAUGGGGCGAUCGGCCAAAGUCGGAAGAAAAAGGUCAUGAAAGAUUUUGGGUGUUUGUAUACUGUAAUGAUAAUAAUAUUAUAUUGAUUAUUAGUUAUGCUAAAUUGUCAAAAUUCAAAUUAGUUUAUUACAGUAAAUGACCAAUCUCUAUCAUCACUUGUUACAACAAGAUGAACUUUUAUGACAUUUCGAAUUACACAGAAUGAUAAAAAAACAAGUCAUAGAGGCAGGAUCAUCUUCGAAAAGCAGCAGAUGAGCGGAAAAUUAUCGUCACAGCAUAAGACACUGUCCUUGCUACCACGUGCAAGCCGCCAUCACACCGAAACCGAUAGAUGUGCCGCCUACUGGAGAGUCUUGUAUCAGCACAUUGAAUAUUGGCCAGGGAUUUCCCACCAGUUCGCGAACUGGCCAUCCAAAGUAGCAAAUACACCCAGUACAUCGGCCAAAGUGCGAAAUGGCCGGCCAAUUUGGGAACUGGCCAAACUUUAUGCUUUGGCCGUAACAUAUACAAUAAGUGUAUUGAUGUGGCCUGUGCUUAUGGUGUACUAUGCCUGUCAGAAUGUUUUAUGUAAACUGGAUGGUUUGCAUUGUAUGAUGGAAUGGGUAUUAUCUUUAAAUACUUAUUAGUACCAUCAGAUUAUCAAUAUUCACUGCCAAUUAUCAUUGGUGCUGUCUUCCUCUCUGCGCUUUCUUUUAUGAAGAUGUUUAUGCUUUACACUAACAUAGUGUCACAGUACUUAAGAGCAUUAUAUUUCUGUCACAGUACUUAAGAGCAUUAUAUUUCUGUCACAGUACUUAAGAGCAUUAUAUUUCUGUCACAGUACUUAAGAGCAUUAAGUAAAAGCCUUCCUUUGAUGUUAUGUAAAAACAUAUAAUCAGAAUCAUGCAACAUUUAAGCUAAAGGAUUUACUCUGUUAGACCUUUGAGAAGACUUAUCUCUUCACUUUUUUGCUGUGGUUUAUUAAGGAUAGUUACUUGGGUCUUUUAUUGAGAAUUUCUUGAUUUGAAGGACUCCAAGAAUUCAACAUUUUUGGUCAGUCCUAUUAAGCUUUUAUUUUUGUUUCCUUUUGUACCAACCAGAUAUAUAAACAGAAGUGCUUGGAUUAGAGAUGUGGUUAACCCAAACAGAUUUUAAGAAUGCUAUUUUGCUUUUAAACAGAGAUUUCAGUCCCAUGUGAGUGCCUUGAUCAGUAUGUCUUCCUGUUACAUAGCUUUAUGGUAAUAAUUUCUAUAAACUUCCUUUUGAUUAGAUUUUAAAGAAAGGUCUAAAUUCAUUAUCUUUUUGCCAAAGGAAAUGAUAUUUUCAUAAAUGUACACAAGCAUUUCAUAAGUAAUAUUAAUGAACAAUUCCCCUGUAACCAUUUUCAGGUGUAGAAUAAAGUUUUAUUUAGUUAAUAUC